Messenger RNA from Ostertagia ostertagi, 1044 nucleotides. NCBI's taxonomy places the organism in Eukaryota, Metazoa, Nematoda, Chromadorea, Rhabditida, Trichostrongylidae. The record is from the annotation of a GenBank genome assembly.
AUGAAACAGUCACAUCGGUUUGUUAAAAGAAGUGUAAGCACUAGCAGUGAUGAAGCUGAUCCACCAGACUUACGAGAUCCUGAGAAACCUGCUGGCGUUCGGGAUUGGGAUUUCUCAGAGCAGGCUCCCUCUGCGUCGAACUCCGACGUGGAAGCGCCGCUAGGAUGGCUGUCGCAGUGCUAUGUGAUCACCUACAAUUCUUUGGAUUACAUGCUUCUGCUCAAUCAGCAACGAUUUGCUUUAUUAACAAGGUUGGUAUCAGUGGCUCUAUUCAUUCUUAAAGCUUGUGGUCAUGACAACAUAACAUGUGGUUGCCUGUUCGGACUAGGUACUCACCGUGUUUCCGAGGCUCUUGAUUGUCUUAUAGUGGCCGUUGGAAUGUCUAAUGGUCACGUGGUUUUCUUCACUGAAAGAGGUGUCCUUCUCUUUGACGAACAAUUUUCUGAAUCGGAAAUCUAUUACGUCACAUUUGACCAAACGGAAGAAAGCCAACAGUUGACUGUAGUGACAUCUGUAGAUUUCUUCGCUGUCGACCCAAUCAGUCUUCAUUCCACGCUUUUAAAAGCCAAAUCUGCCGAGUCUAUCAGCAGCGCAGCGCUUCCACCCUACUACACAUAUAUGUACACAUCUGACAAAGUUUUUUCGACUUUUGCAUGGACCAGCGAUGCGGACAAAAAGAAAAUUUGGCAAGAAGCGAUCAAAUAUGGCAAAUCUUUUGUACCACAUUUUGGACUUCGCGAUAUGCUCGGGUUUUCUACAUCACCGAGAAAAAAGACCGCAGUGUCGCAGCCGUCUCGUGUGAUUACAACCCGUGGGACAUUAGACGAUUCCAGGCUUGCUGUAGAAACAGCCGUGGAAGUAUCGAGAGGGCUGGUGGCUAUUGUGGAUCACAUAGCUAGGAUUGUGAACCGACAAAUAAUUAGGAUAUGGAAAGGUUACCGAGAGGCUACUGUUGCGUGGAUUAAUUCGUCAAACAACGAACAAACUGCGCUGUUUCUUGCAAUUUUCGCUCCACGCCGGGCCCUGCUUGAAGUUUGGAAUGUA